AUGCCCCUCCUCCUCUCCUUGCGGGAGGCGGCGGCGCUGCACGCAGACGCGGACGCCUACGCGGCGCUCCGCGCCGCCGCCGCCGCGUCGGCGACGGAUGUGUCCCACACGGCGCGGAGUUGGCACGCCGAGCUGCUGCGGCUCCGCGCUUGCCUGCGGGUCGCGGGCGGGGGGGGAGGGAGCCCAUUCGGCCGCGAGUUGCCUGAGGCGGCGGAGCCGGUGGGGCGCGGCGCGGCAUAG
Molecule: messenger RNA, 240 nt
Organism: Emiliania huxleyi CCMP1516
Lineage: Eukaryota; Haptophyta; Isochrysidales; Noelaerhabdaceae
Exons: 1
Coding region: 1-240 (79 amino acids)
Source: RefSeq, a predicted model, not a curated record